GUCAUUUCCCGGCGCCUGUGGCAACUUCGUGGCAUGCGCUCCCUCUCUACGGGGAGGUGGGAAGGGAAGGAGCCUUUGCUAAGUGGAGCUGGUCUAACUUCUGAGGCGUCCCGUCCGCUUGGCAGGCUGCAGCAGGCAACAUGGCAGCCCUGUGGAAAGCUUACCAGAGGCUGAUGGCCAGGCAUCCUUGGAAAGUACAGAUUGUCACGGCUGGGACCCUGGUGGGUGCCGGAGAUGUGAUCUCUCAACAGCUGGUGGAAAAGAGAGGGCUGACUGGACACAAUGGCCAGAGGACCCUGAAGAUGAUGACCGUUGGCUUUUGCUUUGUGGGUCCAGUCAUCGGAAGCUGGUACCAAGUGCUGGAUCGUCUGGUACCAGCCAAGACCAAAGUGGCUGCUCUCCAGAAGAUGCUGCUAGACCAGGGCGGGUUUGCUCCCUGCUUCCUCGGCUGUUUCCUGGCUGUGGUGGGGACGCUCAACGGCUUGUCCGUGGAAGACAACUGGAGCAAGAUCAAACGGGACUACAAAGACACCUUGAUCACCAACUACUAUAUCUGGCCAGCUGUGCAAGUUGUCAACUUCUACUUCGUCCCCUUGAACUACAGGCUGGCUGUGGUUCAGUGUGUGGCCAUCCUCUUCAACUCCUACCUCUCCUGGAAGACUAAUCAACUGUGACUUAGCUGCAUGAAGACGCAGAGGCUGUUCUGGUCACCAGCUCAUGCAGUGCCCGCUUCUUCCCUCCUUCCUGGUGCCUCAUCCAGCACUUGCUCCCUUAGACUCUUGUUUUUCACCCAGGAAGUUGCCUGAUGCACACAGCAGAGUAUUCUGCCUUGGCAACCCUCAGUCACACAACCCCUGUUUAGUCCCUUCGACCCCAAACAAGUGGAGACUGCCCCAAACCACGAUUAUGAGGGCUUGCCUGUGCACAUAACUGUGCCAUCAUGAGCCAGAGUGAAGAUACUCCUCAACCCCAGGAGGAGUGGAGUCACAGGCUAACUGUUGGACACUACAGGAAGGAAACAGAUCCACUUCCCGUGGUGCUAAAGACCUGAAUAGUGCUAUAGGCAUUCAGAAAAUUGCUAUUGCAUUUGCAGCAGAAAUCUUUUUGGAAAAGAAACAUUAAGGCACUGCAAACAUGGAGCCCAAAGCCUUGCCAGUACCCAACUUCUGUUGGUAAUUUCCAGAGGGUGUCGUGGUAAAUAGUGGUGGACUCUAAUCUGGAGAACCAGGUUUGAUUCCUCAUUCCUCCAGGUGAGCAGUGGACUCUUAUCUGGUGAACUGGAUCUGUUUCCCUACUCCUAUACAUGAAGCCUGCUGGGUG
Molecule: messenger RNA, 1320 nt
Organism: Sphaerodactylus townsendi
Lineage: Eukaryota; Metazoa; Chordata; Lepidosauria; Squamata; Sphaerodactylidae
Gene: MPV17
Product: mitochondrial inner membrane protein MPV17
Exons: 8
Coding region: 141-674 (177 amino acids)
Cellular component (GO): cytoplasm; membrane
Source: RefSeq, a predicted model, not a curated record